AAUGCGCAUGCGUUGUUGCGUCUACACUUUCCUCUUCUCUGGAAUUGCCUGCUAACGCUACCUGACUGUAACGUUUCAACUAGUAUUAUUCGUUUUUAUUUUACGGACUGUUUUUGCGCAUAAAGAGGAUUUCGAGUGUCUUUUAUGAGUAAUCAAAGGCAGCAGAAGCCUACGCUAACAGGCCAGCGUUUCAAAACCCGCAAAAGAGAUGAAAAGGAGAGGUUUGACCCCACCCAGUUUCAGGAAAGCAUCGUACAAGGUCUGAACCAAUCUGGCACUGAUUUGGAGGCUGUCGCGAAGUUUCUUGACGCCUCUGGCGCCAAGCUUGACUACCGACGCUAUGUAGAGACUCUUUUCGACAUCCUGGUUGCUGGUGGGAUGCUGGCCCCAGGAGGUACCUUGUCAGAUGACAUGACCUGCACUGAGUUUUGUCUCUUCAAAGCACAAGAGGACAUGGAGACUAUGCAGGCAUAUGCCCAGGUCUUUAACAAGCUUAUCCGGCGUUACAAAUACUUGGAGAAAGGAUUUCAGGAGGAGAUUAAAAAGCUUCUGUUGUUUCUCAAGGGCUUCACUGAGUCUGAGCGCAACAAGCUAGCCAUGCUAGCAGGAAUUCUGCUGGCCAAUGGCAAUCUCUCUGCAGCCAUUCUAAGCAGCCUCUUCAAUGAGAACCUCGUCAAAGAAGGUGUUUCAGCGUGCUUCGCUGUAAAACUCUUCAAAUCAUGGCUUUCUGAAAAGGACAUCAACUCUGUUUCUUCCGGUCUCCGGAAGGUUGGCAUGGACAGCAGGCUCAUGGAGCUGUUCCCUGCCAACAAGCGCAGUUGUGAGCACUUCUCAAAGUACUUCUCGGACGCCGGACUGACGGAGCUUUCAGACUUUGCCAAAAACCAGCAGUCCAUAGGUGCUCGCAAGGAGCUGCAGAAGGAGCUUGAGGAGCAGAUGUCCCGUGGGGAACCCCUCAAAGAUAUCAUCCCCUACGUCCGAGAGGAAAUCAAGAAGAACAACAUCUCUGAGCAGACGAUGAUUGGACUAAUUUGGGCCAGUGUGAUGAGCUCGGUGGAGUGGAACAAGAAGGAGGAGCUGGUCACAGAACAAGCCAUCAAACUUUUAAAGCAAUACAGCCCACUGCUGAAGUCAUUCACCUCCCAGGGCCUCUCUGAACUAACUCUCCUGCUGAAGAUCCAGGAGUACUGUUACGACAACAUCCACUUCAUGAAGACAUUCCAGAAGAUGGUUGUGCUGCUCUACAAAGCGGAUGUUUUGAGUGAGGAGGCGAUUCUUAAGUGGUACAACGAUGCCCACGUUGCCAAAGGAAAGAGCGUGUUCCUUGAACAGAUGAAAAAGUUUGUGGAAUGGCUCAAGAACGCAGAGGAAGAGUCUGAGUCUGAGGAAGAGGAGGCAGACUGAGGACCUCUACCCAAACUACCAUUUUGAUUUCUAUUUCUACAUUAACAUAGCACCAGAUGCAGUAGAAGGACUCGUUAAAGGAGUCUGGCUGUAUUUAGUUUUUUCCUUCUCGGUUCCCUACCUCCAAAUAACUAGUUCAACUGUAAUGUAAGGGCUUUAAUAUUGUUUAAUUUCCACUGUUUUCUCUCUGAAUCAAUACUUGUACUCUUCUUUAUACUCCUCCAGGAGCCGGUCACAAAAACCACAUUUAGCUAAAUAGAUCAAAACUCAUUUUAUGUGACAAAGGGGGACUUUUUUUUGGACAGAUGGUUCCCUUUUAAAAUGUGCCCGUUUGGAGGCAUAUUUCACAGCUAUUAUAUUUAGUCAUGGAACUCUAAUUUGCCAGAGGUCUGUCUGUGAAGCCACGAUAUCUUGGUCCUCUGAAAGGCAAACUGUUUUCGCAACCUAAUUUUACAUUUCUGCCAAUUAUGUGACAACUUAGAAUGUUUUGCCAGUUUAGAUUCUGUCUCCAUUAUUGGGGAUGGAGAUAUGCCAUUUCAAGCAGUGGUUUUGGUGGCCAUGCACCAUGAAUCGAACUUUAAUUGUUUUCUACAUCUUACGAAACGGAACCAUGCAAGUGUAUUUUUCUUUUUUCCUUUACCAUACAGUUUGACUUUUUAAAAUAAAGGGAAAUUAAUGGUU
Molecule: messenger RNA, 2085 nt
Organism: Cyclopterus lumpus (lumpfish)
Lineage: Eukaryota; Metazoa; Chordata; Actinopteri; Perciformes; Cyclopteridae
Product: basic leucine zipper and W2 domain-containing protein 1-A-like
Exons: 12
Coding region: 145-1404 (419 amino acids)
Cellular component (GO): cytoplasm; membrane
Molecular function (GO): protein binding
Source: RefSeq, a predicted model, not a curated record